Molecule: messenger RNA, 503 nt
Organism: Photinus pyralis (common eastern firefly)
Lineage: Eukaryota; Metazoa; Arthropoda; Insecta; Coleoptera; Lampyridae
Product: selenoprotein M-like
Exons: 2
Coding region: 64-402 (112 amino acids)
Cellular component (GO): endoplasmic reticulum lumen
Molecular function (GO): oxidoreductase activity
Source: RefSeq, a predicted model, not a curated record
CACGCAGAUAAACUUUGUAUUUAAAUCUCAUUAUUGUUCAAGUUGCUACGUGUCCGGGAGAAUAUGUUCUACCAGGUCCUGCUUCUGCUGUUCUACGCGCACGCAAAUUGUGAAGACGCAGAACAACCGAAAUUGGUCAUCGAACGUGCAAGAAUUGAUACUUGUGCCGGAUGUAAACUAUACGACCUACCCGAUCUGAAGGAAUUUAUAUUCGAGGAUUUCCCACAGUAUGCAAACACGGAAUUAAAAUUGAAACCGGGAUUUGAUCCAGUUUUACAUUUCCUGACUAAGGAUGGGCAGACUGUCGAAAGUUUGUUUCUGACCCCAUUAAGCAGGGAGGCAUGCAACGAUCUGCUAAAAAAGCACGGAUUUGUAAGAAAAAGUGACAAGACCGAGUUGUAGCUUGCCGAGUUUUUAAUGCUUAAAAUUACUAAAUAGGGUAGUUUCCUUGUAGAUUUUCUUAAUACUUUCGCAUUAUUCGUAAUAAAUUCUUGUGUAUAAUA